Messenger RNA from Dioscorea cayenensis subsp. rotundata (Guinea yam), 1426 nucleotides. RefSeq names its product ubiquitin fusion degradation protein 1 homolog. Gene Ontology annotation, cellular component: VCP-NPL4-UFD1 AAA ATPase complex. The coding region runs from base 181 to 1137 and encodes 318 amino acids. The transcript has 10 exons. Lineage: Eukaryota; Viridiplantae; Streptophyta; Magnoliopsida; Dioscoreales; Dioscoreaceae. Gene Ontology annotation, molecular function: polyubiquitin modification-dependent protein binding. The record is from RefSeq and is a predicted model, not a curated record.
AUAUUAUUCCAGAAGGCCUCUUUCUCGUUUGCUUUGCUUGGAGAAAAGGCAAACGAACCAUCGAAUCUGGUGACCAAUUUAGGGUUUUGAAGCUUAAGAUCGAUAGCAGGGCGAUUUUUUCAGAGUUUGAACUAUUGAGUUGAUUAUUUCGUCAAUUUGGAGCAGCAGGAGCUAGACAAAAUGUUUUUCCCAGGAUAUGGCUAUCAUGGAACCUCCUUUGAGCAAACAUAUCGUUGUUAUCCUGCAUCUUUUAUUGAUAAGCCGCAGCUGGAAAGUGGUGAUAAAAUUAUUAUGCCUCCUUCUGCUCUUGAUCGUCUUGCAUCACUGCACAUUGAUUACCCAAUGUUGUUUGAACUCCACAAUGCUGCUGCAGAGCGCAUUUCACAUUGUGGGGUGCUGGAAUUCAUUGCUGAGGAAGGCAUGGUCUACAUGCCAUACUGGAUGAUGCAAAAUAUGCUUUUACAAGAGGGAGAUACGGUCCGUGUUAAAAAUGCUACUCUUCCCAAGGGCACAUAUGUGAAAUUGCAGCCUCACACAAAGGACUUUUUGGACAUCUCAAACCCGAAGGCCAUUUUGGAAACAACUUUAAGGAACUUUUCCUGCUUAACCACUGGUGACAGUAUCAUGGUAGCUUAUAACAAUAAAAAGUAUUAUAUAGAUAUUGUUGAAACCAAACCAGCUUCUGCGAUUAGUAUCAUUGAGACGGACUGUGAGGUAGACUUUGCACCUCCACUUGAUUAUAAAGAACCUGAAAGACCACAACCUUCUGCCCCUUCAAGCAGCACUCCAAUUCAUGGUGCCGAAGUUGAACCUCCUGCUGAACCAAAGUUCAGCCCCUUCACUGGCAUCGGGAGGCGGCUGGAUGGAAAGCCUUCAAAGCAUCCAACUCCAGACUCUCUCCCUAUGAAGGGCCCAACAAUGGCUACAAAUGGUGUGAAGCCAGCAACAACAAACAAUUCACAGGCCAGCUCAUCAAAACAAACAGCAGGCAAACUUGUGUUUGGUUCAAGUAGGAGUACUGCUGCUGGCAAAGAAGCUCAGAAGGGACAGGCAAAAGAACCAAAGGAAAAUUCUUCAAAGACGGAAGAGUCGAAGUUUCAAGCUUUCACCGGGAAGAAAUACUCACUGAAAGGCUGAUCUAACUUAUUCACCUUUUGUAUAUCUUCUCGAAGAUCGAUAAUGCAUGUAAACUAAACUAAAAAAAAAAGAAAAAUACUCAUUUAGAAGAAUUGUUUACUUUCUUUGAAACUAGUGCUUAUUAUCUAUACAAAGGGUUCAUAGCAAAAUGGUCCUAUGAUUCUUCACCGAAAAAUGAAUACCUUCUAGUUUCUUAUGUGGAAUGGUUAAAGACUUGCCUAUGAAGUUAGAAGUUGUUUGUAUAAACUUGUGGGCUUGUGUAUGCCUGAAAAAUUCAUCAUCAUUGACU